Messenger RNA from Saxophila tyrrhenica, 546 nucleotides. RefSeq lists its product as uncharacterized. NCBI's taxonomy places the organism in Eukaryota, Fungi, Ascomycota, Dothideomycetes, Mycosphaerellales, Extremaceae. Bases 1 to 546 code for a protein of 181 amino acids. The transcript is spliced from 2 exons. The record is from RefSeq and is a predicted model, not a curated record.
AUGAACCUUGUGCCCGUCUUCGAGACGGCCGACACCACCCCACGCCGCUAUUUCACAUGCUUCGAGGAAGAGUACGAUGUCAUCGAAGACUGGGUGGCCCAGCACAAGCUCACAUACAACCACUUCUUCGCUUCCUACACCAACUACACUAUCAAGGCCGCUCAGAGGUACUCCAACCUCAAGCAAGCGCAGCUUCUCGAACGGUUUCCGGUAGUGGAAUUCGCGAUGAUGUCCCCUCUUCUCGACUUCGUGACGGAGAAGGGCGAACGCGUCAGCAACUCCAUCGACAUCAAGAAUGCGCUGGUCGACUACGCGGUCAUCUACGAAGCGGGCCCUACGUACGGCGAGGUGGACAUCAAGAACAAGGAGGCCAAUGAGCGAUUUCCAAACCAAAUUCCCUCUGGGCUCUUCGGCGGGGAGAAGGAGAAGGCGAAAAAGGCGAAGAAGACAAUGAGGCACAAGACCAACAAGACCAUUGUGCGGAUGGAGGGGGUGGAUCUUGGAUGCGGCGAGGAUGGGGACGAGGCGAAGGAGGAUGAGGCGUGA